Hippoglossus stenolepis (Pacific halibut) is the source of this 1100-nucleotide messenger RNA. Its product is annotated as jmjC domain-containing histone demethylation protein 1-like. Lineage: Eukaryota; Metazoa; Chordata; Actinopteri; Pleuronectiformes; Pleuronectidae. The record is from RefSeq and is a predicted model, not a curated record. The transcript is spliced from 6 exons. Bases 285 to 596 code for a protein of 103 amino acids.
ACUUUGACAGAUAUCAAGCAAUUGUGUCUUUUGUGAACAUACAAAAUUCACACUGGAAGCUUCUGUACAUCAAUGCAGCAGAAAGAAGCGUGUAUUUGGUUGACCCAGCACACAGCUCCACAGAGCUGACAGACUCAGACCAUGCUGCAAAAAGAUUAUGUGAAUACUUCAAACUGAGGAGGACCUGCCACAGCAAGACUGACUGGGUGGACAUCAAAUUCAAAGGAGGUGUUCUGCAACACCCAGUGCAGCAGGAUGGAAAUAGCUGUGGGGUACUUGUAAUCAUGAUGGCAAACGCAGUCAUGGAGGCCUUUCCAAAAAUACCAAACAUUGCAUUUGGUACAACAAAGACAGAGAUGGUACAUCAGCGUAAACAUUACGCUCUGCAACUACUUAAAGCCUCAGUGUUUGACAUAGAUAACAACUGUGCCAUGUGCUCAACGACAAAACCACCAGGUCCAGGGCCUUCCUUCACUGACUGGAUUCAGUGUGACAGAUGUAGCCGGUGGUUUCAUGCCCAGUGCCUCCAGAUGGACACAGCCCAGCUUCAAAAUGUGCAAACCGCUGACUGGAAUUGCUGUCUGUGUCAAAAAUAAUUCCACAAUCAGUAUGUGCUAUGUCAUUUUUUUUUUAUAUGUGACACUGUUUUCUUUGUCUAUGUAUGAAAGGGUGGCCUAAAACACAUAUGUUGCCUUUCAUAGUAUUACCAGCUGCAAAAGCAACACUGGUAUUGUUUUCAGUUUGUGAGUCUGUGUGCAAGUCCCCAGGUGUUUAUAUUGCUAUCUCUCUGUGGACAGAUUUUUUAAUCCCGAUAACAACCGUGAACGAUGCAGUCACAAAACUUUACAGGUGUGUAUUUGAUAUCAAAGUGAAGGCCGAGUUUGAAGAUGGGUGUGGCCCAACAAUGGCACCUGAAUUACGAGGUUAAAAGGAAGGGGUUGAUCAGGACUUUACGCCCCUUAACCAAUUUAGCGUCAUGGCUGUUUAGGUUUUCUAAUUUUGUUUUCGUUUUAAUAUCACAGUUGAGUGAUGUUUUGUGUUUUUACAUAAAGGUUUUUGGUUCCCAUUUUAUACAAAAUGACGUAAAAAAAAGUUUAACU